Trypanosoma grayi is the source of this 2043-nucleotide messenger RNA. Its product is annotated as putative thimet oligopeptidase, putative,metallo-peptidase, clan MA(E), family M3. Gene Ontology annotation, biological process: proteolysis; peptide metabolic process. The record is from RefSeq and is a predicted model, not a curated record. Lineage: Eukaryota; Euglenozoa; Kinetoplastea; Trypanosomatida; Trypanosomatidae. Gene Ontology annotation, molecular function: metalloendopeptidase activity. Bases 1 to 2043 code for a protein of 680 amino acids. The transcript has a single exon. Gene Ontology annotation, cellular component: mitochondrion.
AUGUUGCGUCGCUUUGUCGUCCGGGGGAUGUACCGUUCACGACUUUCCGCCUAUGGAAAGAUAACGGUCGCCGCCGCCAUCAGACAUGCCGCUACUGUAUGCAGCAACAGCAGUGCGAGCCUUAGCAACAACGGCACCACAGCAGCGGCAGCAGUCGCGGAGGUUGGCGAGGUGCCGACGCUAAGCUUUCUCGCCUCCAAGACCGUUCUGGCCGAGACGGUGGAUCGCACCAUUGAGGUUUGCGACGCACUUCUUGGCGAGAUACCAAAGGCAAAGAAUGCAAAGGAAAAACACGACCUCAUUGAUUCCACAAGCAACGUGUUGUGCCUCCUCUUAGAUCCGUGUGAGUUCGUCCGGCAAAUCCACCCGGAUGAAGAAUACAAAAAGUAUGCGGCGUACGCCUUCCAGAAGGGAUAUGAGUAUAUGAGCAAGGUAAACUCUCGUCGUGACUUGUACGAUGUCAUUGUCGAGCUAGACGGUUCUGAGGGGCGCAAACAACUCGAUGAUGAGGAAAUUAAAAACGUGGUGCAGUUGAAGCGUGACAUGGAAAGCAAUGGCAUUCAUCUGCCGGAUGCACUACGUGAGAAGGUGACGGAGAUGAAUAUUGAGAAGGAGGAGUUGGCGAUGCGGUUCCUGACGGAGCAAGGGUCGAAAAAUCCCUUCGCCACUCUACGCUACCUUCUUCGCUGCCGUCACGAGCUGGCACAACUGCUUGGAUUUGAAAGCUACGCGGAACAGCAACUCCGUGGGACGAUGCUGGAGAACCAGCAACGUGUCUGGCACUUCCUCUGUGGCAUCGCCAAUAAGUACCGCCCCGCUGCAGAGAAGGAGUUGGACGUAAUUCGGCAAAAUGUCGGAGAGGUGCGUAAUCGGCAGAACAUCACAGACGAUGUUCGUGCCCGCGUAGCUCACUCGCUGCGGCGCGAUGCUGAGCCUGAACGGGUGGCAGAGUAUUUCUCCGUGGCGAACUCUAUCCGCGGCAUCCAGUGCCUCUGCACGGAGGUGUUUGGGGUGCGGCUUGAGGAGGUGCCAUUCAGUAAGGAGGAGAUUUUUAACGCAGACGCCAAGAAGUUCCACGUGUACGACGAGCACCGCGCAUUCCUCGGGGUCAUCGUGCUGGACAUGUACGUCAACGAGAUGAAGUACUGCCAGGCGGGGCACCUAACGUUGCAGCUCGGCUGCCAGCCGCACCAGGCAGCCCUCGCGAAGGUGGGCCUGCAGCUGCCGCAGCGGCAGUACCCCGUCGUGGUGUUGACAUGCAACGUGGGCGCCAUCACGCCCGCACAGCGCCGCGCCGAUGGCAGAUUUGACGACGAAUCGACGCUCAUGCAGCCGAGCGAGGUGACCACCGUCUUCCAUGAGUUUGGCCACGCGAUGCACACCAUCUUUGGCCAGACGAAGGUGCAGAACCUCGCGGGAACACGCGCCAGCAUUGAUUUUGUGGAGACUUUCUCGCAGCUCUUCGAACAGUUCCUCACCUCGCAUGAGUUUCUACGGUUGUGGGCGCACCGCAUCAACACGCGUGAGCCUAUAUCGUUUGACAUGGUCAUGAAGCGCAAUGCGGCUGCCGAUAUGUUCAAGCACCUCGACAUGCUAGAUCAAGUGGUGCUUUCGGCUGUGGAUCAGACACUCCACGGGCCACAGCCGUACACAGUAUACUUCCCGCAUGGCGAUAAGGGGCACCUUGGCAAGCGCACACUCGGCGACAACUCCGACUACGGUCGCGGAACGUAUAACUUGGCGAAAAUUCUCAUCGACGUGUGUACGCCAUUGUCAGUCGUGACGCCUACGGAGAGCGGUGUCCUUGGCACGCUGUCGUUCGAGCACCUCUCCGGCUACCCUGCUGGCUACUACGGCUAUCUCUACAGUCUUUCUGUGGCGCGGCGCAUCUGGGCUAAGAAGUUCGAGAAGGACCCGCUGAAUCGAGACGCAGGGCGGGAGUUGGUGCAGAAGGUCAUGAAAUACGGCGCUGCAUGCAACCCUGUGGAGGUGAUUGAGAAGUACUUGGGUGACGACCUGGAUGAGAUUGACAUCUGGGCAUAA